AUGACGCCACGCGCCGAGCUUCAUCCAGAGCACCGACGACCGCGACCGCAGCUGGAGCGCAACCCAUCCUCGCAGUCCAAGCUCUCGUUGCCCACCUCGUCGCAAUCCAACGAAGCUGAUGAUGAGCAGAGUUUCUCUGAAGGCAGCGACAUGGAGUCUCUCAAUGCGCCGCCCAACUACGCAGGCGAAGACACGCGCCUGACCAGCGACAGGGAGCUAUCUGGCUUCUACAUGUAUGGCUGGGCUGCCGAGGUCUUUGUAGUCUGCGGCAUUGGCUCUUUCAUCCCAGUCACCCUCGAGCAGCUCGCCCGUGAGAACGGCGUGCUCCUCCACGAUCACACCACACCAUGCAAGGCUUCGCUGCCCUCCGUCUCUCCGCCUGCGAGCUUCACCACCCUGUUCAAACCACACCACCCAGAAAAGGGACAGUGCGUCGUAACCAUUCUGGGCUUCGAGGUCAACACGGCCAGUUUCGCGAUGUACACCUUCAGCAUCUCGGUGCUAAUCCAGGCACUGCUGAUCAUAUCCAUGUCUGGCGCCGCAGAUCACGGCCGGUUCAGAAAGCGCUUCCUCCUUUGGUUUGCUUUUAUCGGCAGCACUGCCACCAUGCUGUUUCUGCCAGUAGUACCCAGUGUUUACAUAUUGGGCGCAGUGUUGGCGAUUAUUGCAAACACUUGUUUUGGCGCAAGUUUUGUGCUGCUCAACAGUUUCUUGCCUCUACUGGUCAGAUUCCACCCCACUGUGCGGUAUGCUACAUCCAACGAGGAAGGUUCGACAGACGACUACGACGACGACGUGGACAAUCUUUCAGAUGAAGCGCUCCUCGCACAGGAGGCACGCUACUCGAACCGCCUUGCGCCUCAUGAAUCAGUGCUUGAUGAGAUUGCGGACGCUACGACCGCUCUUCUCCCACCACAACGCUCUGCACCUGACCGGACCAUUCCUCGUACCAAGGACCGCUCAGCCCCAUCUCAAGAACUUGCAAUGUCCACCAAAAUCUCUUCCUACGGUAUCGCGAUCGGCUACGUUGCGGCACUGCUUGUGCAGACGCUCUCCAUUCUCGUCGUCAUCGCAUUUCGGUCCUCUAACUUUGGGCUUCGCUUGGUUCUCUUCAUGAUCGGUGCAUGGUGGUUUGUCUUCACGAUUCCCAGCGCCUUGUGGCUUCGACCACGCCCUGGACCACCACUUCAUAUUGGCGACAAUCCUAACCUCCGUACCGUCUUUGCCUACUUCACCUACUCAUGGAAGUCUUUAGGCCGGACAGCAAUGCACGCACGACACCUUAAAGACGUCAUCUUUUUUCUUGCGGCAUGGUUCCUGCUCAGCGACAGCAUAGCAACCGUUUCUGGUACUGCCGUGCUUUUUGCCAAGACCACAUUAGGCAUGUCGUAUGCUAUGCUCGCCCUGAUCAAUGUCAUCGCUACUAUCUCGGGUGUGCUCGGUGCAUUUGCGUGGUCGCGCGUGUCACAUUACCUCGAUCUCACUCCCGUGCAGACAAUCCUCAUGUGCAUCGCUCUGUUCGAAGUGAUACCCAUCUACGGCCUGCUGGGCUAUCUGCCACCCAUUCAGCGGUUAGGCUUCCUUGGUCUGCAACAACAAUGGGAGAUGUACCCUCUCGGUGCGGUGUACGGGUUUGUGCUUGGCGGACUUAGUUCAUACUGUCGUGCUCUCUACGGCGAGCUGAUCCCACCUGGGUUCGAAGCAGCAUUCUAUGCACUCUACGCAAUCACAGACAAAGGAAGCAGUGUAUUCGGACCAGCCAUCGUCGGCGCCAUCACGGAUGCCUAUGGAGAGAUACGACCGGUAAGCUUCUUCUCGUGCCCUGCUAACACAUACUACAUACUGGAGCUAAUUGGCGCAGGCAUUCUGGUUUCUUGCCAUUUUGGUCGGGCUUCCAUUCCCCAUUAUGAUGCUCGUCGAUGUCGGCCGCGGUCGCGCUGAAGGCAUUGCACUUGCAAAGACCCUUGAAGCACUCGAUGCUGGUCACCGAAAUUCUCUUGGUCAACGCGAGGAGUCAGAUGAUGAACUCAUCUGA
This is a messenger RNA of Ascochyta rabiei, 2035 nucleotides long. Its product is annotated as Autophagy protein 22, variant 2. The transcript has 2 exons. Gene Ontology annotation, biological process: amino acid transmembrane export from vacuole. Bases 1 to 1941 code for a protein of 646 amino acids. The record is from RefSeq and is a predicted model, not a curated record. NCBI's taxonomy places the organism in Eukaryota, Fungi, Ascomycota, Dothideomycetes, Pleosporales, Didymellaceae.